This is a messenger RNA of Anguilla rostrata (American eel), 3868 nucleotides long. Its product is annotated as inositol-tetrakisphosphate 1-kinase-like. Gene Ontology annotation, molecular function: inositol-1,3,4-trisphosphate 6-kinase activity; inositol-1,3,4-trisphosphate 5-kinase activity; inositol-3,4,5,6-tetrakisphosphate 1-kinase activity. The coding region runs from base 349 to 1641 and encodes 430 amino acids. Gene Ontology annotation, cellular component: cytoplasm. The transcript has 12 exons. Gene Ontology annotation, biological process: inositol trisphosphate metabolic process. NCBI's taxonomy places the organism in Eukaryota, Metazoa, Chordata, Actinopteri, Anguilliformes, Anguillidae. The record is from RefSeq and is a predicted model, not a curated record.
UGCAAUAGCCUACUGAGAAAGCACGUUGCCGUACCUGAUAAAUUGACACAACAAGACUUCGUAGGGCGGGUCAGGGCGUGUUUUCUACAAAUGAUUAGCAAUGGUAGAAAAUCACCACACAUAUGUGAUUACACCCAGCUAUAAGUAUAUAAACGUUUUGACAUUCAAUGACUGAGGCUAUCGCUAAUGGAAGAGAUCGAAAAAAAGAGGGGUGAAUUGGCGAAUAGUUAUUUCCUUAUAGGCUACUCCAAUAAAUACAGUUGGUGUGGGUAGUCAGUUUCCUGUUUUCUUCGGAGCCGAGCUUAAAUAAUUGAUCACAUCUGGACUCUAAUAACAUCAGAGGCUGAGAUGCAAACCUUUCUGAAAGGCAAGCGAGUGGGCUACUGGCUCAGUGAUAAGAAGAUGAAGAAGCUGAAUUUUGUGGCCUUCGUGGACAUGUGCAGGAAACGAGGCAUAGAGAUGGUUCAGCUGGACCUUAGCCAGCCCCUGGAGGAGCAGGGUCCCUUGGACGUCAUCAUCCACAAACUGACUGACCUCAUCCUGGAGGCGGAGAAGAAUGACACGCAGGCCCUACUGCUUGUGCAGUGUGUGCAGGACUACAUCGAGGCUCACCCUGAGACCAUUGUGCUGGACCCCCUCCCUGCCAUUCGGACCCUGCUGGACCGUUGGCGCUCCUACCAGCUGAUCCACAGGAUAGAGAGCUGCAUGCAAGACAACAGGAUCUGUUCUCCUCCCUUCAUGGUCUUGAAUAGCGAGUACGGGCCGGACACCAUGAAGCAGAUUGAGAAGCACGGAAUCACCUUGCCGUUCAUUUGCAAAACGCGGGUGGCGCAUGGCACCAACUCUCAUGAGAUGGCUCUCAUCUUCAGCGAAGAGGACCUGAAGGACGUCAAGCCACCGUGCGUGAUCCAGAGCUUCAUCAACCACAACGCCGUGCUGUAUAAGGUGUUCGUGGUGGGAGAGUCCUACACUGUGGUGGAGCGGCCCUCGCUCAAGAACUUUCCCUCCGGACCUGCAGAGUUCUCAGGCACAGGGAGACUCAGCCAAUUGGGGAACAUGGAUGGGAGAUACCGCACGAGUACCACAAGAGUCCUGAAGCGAGAAGCGAUUUUCUUCAACAGUCAUAAUGUCUCCAAGCCAGAGUGUUCUUCAGACCUGACCUCUAGGGAUAACGUGGAGGGCGUGUUCCAGCUGCCCAGCGAUGACGUCAUCCGGGAACUUUCCAAGGCCGUGCGUCAGGCUCUCGGCGUGUCCUUGUUCGGUAUUGAUGUCAUCAUCAGCAACCAGACGGGCCAGCACGCGGUGAUCGACAUCAACGCUUUCCCAGGUUAUGAGGGAGUCCCCGAGUUCUUCACCGACCUCUUGAACCACAUCACCAGUUUACUGCAGGACCCGGUGCCUGAGAGCGCCCCCUCUGGGCAGCACAGGGACAGUGAGGCGGGCCAGACCCCUGCCACCGCGGUGCCAAGUGCCGGGCACCAGGACUCCAGCGGCAUUCUGGGUAAAGAUGGAGCCCGGAUGGUGGAGAACGAGGCAGCGAAAAAGGCCCAGGGCCAGAGGAGAGGCUGCAACUCUGCCCUGUCCACCAACUUCCAGCCGCACUGCCUGUGUCCCAGAGCAACCAAGGCCUCCUCCCAGUGACAAACACUGGACUCCUCCCCCUCACUGCCUGUGUCCCAGAGCAACCAAGGCCUCCUCCCACUGACAAACACUGGACUCCUCCCCCUCACUGCCUGUGUCCCAGAGCAACCAAGGCCUCCUCCCAGUGACAAAAACUGGACUCCUCCCCCUCACUGCCUGUGUCCCAGAGCAACCAAGGCCUCCUCCCACUGACAAACACUGGACUCCUCCCCCUCACUGCCUGUGUCCCAGAGCAAUCAAGGCCUCCUCCCAGUGACAAACACUAGACUCCUCCCCCAAUCGUCCUGGCCACACCCCAGACUAAUAACAGCUAAUAUGUCCUUAACCAGACAAAACUUUCCAAGGAUGAGGAAGGCGAAGAAGACGGAGAGUAGAUUCUGGCUUUUUAUUUCUCACUGUCUUUUGAUUUUUAUUCAGUUUUGUGGCGAUGCGGCAGAACUUUGGGAUCUCAGUGAAGCUUUGUUAUUGUCUUCUUCAUAUUCUUCUGGUACGAGUGAAAAUGCGUGUGUGUGUGUGUGUGUGUGUGUGUGUCUGUGUCUGUAUUGGGGGACGUGGGGCUGUUGCGUAGACAGCAGGAGGUCUUGGCACAUCCGGAAAGAGACCACACAAAGGGACAGCAUGUCCACUGAGACACAGAAGGCUCACCACGUCUCUCUCCUGUCGUGUGCGAAAACUUUACCUAACCCCCCCGCCCCCCGAUGGCCACACUUCUCUGUGGGUGGGUGCGUGUGGGCGUGCAUAUAUGAGGGAGAGGUUGUUUUUGUGCUUGUCUUGUUAUUUGAGAGAACAAUGCUCAAACUGCCACUGGUUGUCUCCGGAAAAUUCCACAGCAGACGCCUAAACUCGUCGCAGACAGACUGUCCCCAAACCACCUGCCUCAAUUUAUUCAGAGCAGUGAUUUAUGAGUGCAGAUGACUGUAAACUGCUCCUCUCUGAUUUGUAAAUCAUUUGAGUUGGGGGGGAAAAACUGAAAAACAAAUGUAUUUAAUGUUAUUGAAAGUAAUAUAAAAUGCUAAUUACAUUUUAUUGAAUCAACUUACAUUCCUUCAUGUGAGUAGUGUGAACAACAUAUAGGUAUAGAAUUAUUUAAUUUUAGGCAGUUUACUAGCCUGUUUUUUUUUUUCUUUAUUUUUUUUUUUCUUUAGGCUUAUGAUUUUUCUUGAAAACGUUUUACAUAGUGCUGUGGAAUUCCUGAUUUGACUUUUUGAAUCAAAUAAUGUGAUUUGAUACUAAAAGAAAAACAAUCCAUAACAACUUACCAAAAAUGUCCUGCACAUAUGUUUUUUUUUAAUUAUUUUGUGUUUGUGUGCAAUUGUGUGUCCUGUCCUUGUCACUCUUAUAUUUAGGGACCAUAGAAUGCUUCCAUAAGACCACCACUAACACUGUCCCAGGACUAAAGAGGAAUCCCAGAAAAUGUGUCUUCAGAUCUGUUCCCCAGCACCCCAAUCUCCCUGCAAUCCCUGUAACUCAGUAUCUCUGACUCUCAUACACCCCAAUGGCCUGUCCUUCAGGACAGAGAUGGAGAGUCCAGGGGUCAGAAUGUAAAAGUCCUGCGAUGUGUUUCUUCCACCCAUGACCUCACCCAGCUCAUUUUAUUUCUACCCUUUGGCUGAAUAAUUGUGUCAAUUGACAAAUCCAGAUGAUUAGAACAAAAUACUGGGGAGGAGUUUAACUGUCUGAACCUGGAUAUCCACUCUGGUUUAAGUGUCACUUAAUCCCAGACGUCUGUCUCUUUUUCCCUCUGGUAGGCUUUUCUUUGGUUGGGCAUCACAACAAACAAACAGUUCUUCCUUUGAAAACUUGGAACUCUUCAGUUGUAUAGAUACCUAACUACUAAGAAUGGAGAUUAUUUUGAAUAAUUUUUUGUAUAAUUUACAUUUGUGCAUGCGCCCACAGAGCUUGGGUAAGCACUGGGUAAUUGGGAGAGAGGCGUGUUCUCAGGGACGGUUCUCAGAAGAGAGAUUGACAGCUCCAUACACGUAGAAGCUCUUGUGUUUUCUACUCUUCCAUGGCGCAUCAAGGGGAACCCCAGUGUCUGACUUGGUCUUUCUCUAACCCCAACAAUGCUGUCUAUAGUGCUUGUAGCCUUUAGCGUCUGGAUGUUUACAUACCUUCACGCAUAUAUAAUUUCAUAUAUAUGUUUUUUUUGCAUUCGUUCUUGAGGAAAAUCUAACCUUUUUUUAAUGAUUUGAAUAAACCUGGGAAAAAAUAAAAUAUAGAAUAUGAA